UGAGACUCAUUCGUAAGGACAACAGAGAACUGAUUUGGGGUCACCUGGCUCAGGUAGAUGGGACCAUCUAGUUGCAGGAAAACCAGCUCAGGGCUCCUACUGAUUCUACAUUAUGGUAUAAUGGAAACUGCAGGGCUAUCUUUCUCCAGAUACUUUGUUGUUAUGAAUCUCCUCCAGAUGACAAUACCAAGUUCAGAGCAAUUCACAGUGAAUAGCUUAGAGAAGCCAGUCUUGGCUGCACUGGGUGGGAAUGUUGAGCUCAGUUGCCAGCUGUCUCCACCACAAAGCGCAGAACACAUGGAGAUACGCUGGUUCCGGAGUCACUACACACGACCUGUUUACCUGUAUAAGGAGGGUAAAGACCUGUACGGAGAAACUAUCUCCAAGUAUGUGGAGCGGACAAAGCUCCUGAAAGAAGCCAUUGGAGAAGGUAAAGUGACCCUCAGGAUCCUUAAUAUCAGUGCUGAUGAUGACGGGCAGUACCACUGCUUCUUCAAAGAUGGAGAUGUCUUUGAAGAGGCCAUCGCAGAAGUGAAGGUCACAGCUACAAGUUUAGAAAUACAAAUUCUUAUUCAUCCUCCGAAUACCAAAGGUCUUUUAGUGGAGUGUAAUUCAGAAGGUUGGUUCCCACAGCCUCAAAUGGAAUGGAGAGAUAGCAGAGGAGAGAUCAUUCCACCUUCAUCAAAAUCCCAUUCACAGGAUGGAAACAAAUUGUUCAACAUGAAGAUGAGCCUUCUCCUUAGUGAUAGCUCCCAUGGCAACAUCACUUGCUACCUUCGAAAUCCUGUAACUGGUCAAGAGGAAAGGACAAGCAUUGUCUUAUCAGAUAAACUAUUUCCAUGGGAUUCUGUCUGGAUACUGAUUCUGGUUGCAAUCUUGGCUGUUCUGCUAUUCUUCAUUAUGAUGCCCAGUGUUGAGCUACAGCAAAGAGAGCAACGUAAGUGCUGUGACUGGAAUUCUCCCUGCCUGAUAGGCAUUGGGAUAGUUUUCUCUUCAAUGUGUGUAAUCAUUGGACUCACUAUCACUUUGCAUCACAGAAACAGAGAAACACCACCUUGGUAACCAAUGCUGCUAUGAGGUGAGAAAAGAGCAGGACAGAACUGAAGUAACAACCAGCUCUCUCACAGUGAGUGAUUCACAUCAGUAUAAGUCAAGCCAAGCCCCUGGCAAACACCAAUCUACCCUCGGCCUCUGAGAGAGCAAGAUAAAGCUGAAGUAGCAACCAGCUCACUCACAGUGGGUGAUUCAUAUCAGCAGCAUCAAGACAAGACAAGAAUGUGUGGAGUCCCCUGCCAUCUGAGUGACCUCUCUUGCAGGGCCAGGAAUCACCAUGGCCUGGCAAAACCAGCCUCAGUGCCCUCAGUAUCUGUGGUUGCUCCUUCCCUGGAGUCCUUUGUGGCACCAGAAACUGACUCUUCCUGCCUCCAGUUGUCUUCUAGAUCUGAGAGGACAAAAGCCCCACAUCCUCCCAGCAAUCCGUGCAUCAGUAAAGGUUGCCUUGCUCCCUG
Mandrillus leucophaeus (drill) is the source of this 1508-nucleotide messenger RNA. Its product is annotated as putative selection and upkeep of intraepithelial T-cells protein 1 homolog. The record is from RefSeq and is a predicted model, not a curated record. Bases 58 to 1062 code for a protein of 334 amino acids. Gene Ontology annotation, cellular component: external side of plasma membrane. Gene Ontology annotation, biological process: T cell receptor signaling pathway; regulation of cytokine production. NCBI's taxonomy places the organism in Eukaryota, Metazoa, Chordata, Mammalia, Primates, Cercopithecidae. Gene Ontology annotation, molecular function: signaling receptor binding. The transcript is spliced from 10 exons.